Messenger RNA from Ailuropoda melanoleuca (giant panda), 1752 nucleotides. RefSeq names its product t-complex 10 like (gene TCP10L). Lineage: Eukaryota; Metazoa; Chordata; Mammalia; Carnivora; Ursidae. The record is from RefSeq and is a predicted model, not a curated record. The coding region runs from base 1 to 1344 and encodes 447 amino acids. The transcript has 11 exons.
AUGGGCUUCCUGGCCUCCCCAGUGAGCACAGGGCAGCAGGUACCGGCUUUCAGCGGCCUGUGUCCUGUCACUGUGGUCACGUCGCUCACCCUCGUGUCUGCGGACUCCGCAGCUUGCGAGCAGGUGCAUUCCCGCUCAUGUGCGGGUGACGGGUUGUUACCAUCCCAGCUGUCCUCGAUGCUGACCACCGAGGAGCCCACGGAGCCUGCCGAGACCGGCCGCCUGGAGGAGGAUGGCGGGCCUGGGGCCGAUCCUGAGGACACAGCCGUGCUCUCCGGGGAAGACAGCCAGGCCAAGCAGAUGCUGGGAUCACAAUCUGCUUUAGGGAAAAUGUUACCUCUGUCAACUGAUGAAGAAAUACUACUGAAACAUGCAGGCCGCAGAAGUCAUAGUGCUACUGUCAUAGGACAAAGACAGUCAUCUAAACAUGGCCCUUCUUCCCAGCCGGUGAGGAUGAAGACAGAAGGAACCGAGUCAGGGGAGACAAGGUCCUGUGAAGCUGGAGAUGAAACUCUUUCUGGAAGUCUUCAGGACAGACGCACUGUGCCUCCCUCCCGGGGGGUGCCCUCUGCGGAGAGCCCAGCUGCGCUUGUGGAUGGACAGUCACAGGCUCAGGUUCCGUGGCUGCUGUUGCUCCAGGACACACGCCGGUCCUCCCAAAGUCUGCAAGAACCGAGUGGCCAUCACUCGCCGGAGCCAGCCGCGGAUGUCAUCCGGCUCAAGGAGGGCAGCCCAGCCCCUGAUGAAAACAGUGAGGACCUCACGGGGGGUUUCCUUCCUAUUUGCUGCUGGUUUGAAGGCACGUGUUCACUGCCUUGCAAGGGUCCUGAGGGCGGGCUCCUCACCCCAGAGAAGACUGAUGGGUCCGCCCGCUCCUUGCCGGGCACUGCUGAGCCACAGGACCCUCCUGGAGAGCCAGGACCUUCCUGCGUGGACGCCGAGAUAAAACAGGGGCACAAAGAGGAAGAAAGGCGGCCCCCAGCCGGCGAGGUGGCUCAGGCACUUGGGGACGGCCGUGAAGCCAUCACCUUCUCAAAGGGCACCGGCAAGGACCAGGGGGCCAGCAAGAAGACCACCGUCCUGCGGUUUUUAAAUGGGGACGUGAAGAAGAUCCUGCCAGACCAGAGAGUGGUUUACUAUUACGCAGACGCUCAGAUAACGCGCACAACUUAUCCCAACGGUUUGGCCAUUGUGCGGUUUCCUAACAAGCAGACAGAAAAAUACCACCCUGAUGGCUCAAAGGAAAUCGUGUUUCCAGACGGGACAGUGAAACGUCUGAGUGCCGGACGUGAAAAGACUGUGUUUCCUGACGGGACAGUCGUCAGCGUGGAAAGGUCAGUAUGAUGACAGAUGUGUGCUGUCAGCAGUUUCUUUAGAUUAAUUUAAUUUUUGUGAAGUGUGGGUAUCUGUGUAAAUGGAAUGAUGGAAAAUAACGUCACUGACCCUGAGGCUUUGUCUACGACCUUCCUGCCACAGAGGGCAUGAGUUUAAACACUGACUUCCAUUCUCUUCCCUGACCUUGGUCAGGCUUGCGUUGCAACCUAAAAAUACUUGUGGUCUUCAGCGAAUGUCCCCUCAGAUCGUGUUGAUGGAAGCCCAGGUCCAUAACAGGACACACGGGACAACAAUUUGAGAUGCACCGAGAAGGUGCUCCCAGAGCCGGCUACCUCCUAACGCCCCGUGUGCACAGGGGAGAGUCGUGAGGCCGUCCCCACCCGGCCAGCUGCCCGCGGCACCACGAGCCCUCCGGAC